AUGGCGAGUAAUAAAAAGAAAGGUGCUGAUCCUAGUCGAGCUUCUGUAGCGACUGAAUCUAGUCGUAAUAAUAAAAAUGUUCAUCCUCAUGAAACAUGUGACAUGCGACAUUUUAUAAAAGAACAUCCAUUUUUAUCAGAACUUCUACGUGAAGAUGGUACUGUAUUUGAAUGUGAUGGUCAAGCUCCUGCACCAUCAAAAGAUUAUGGUCAAUUACAAAUUACUCUCGAUAAGGUUUAUUAUUUAAUCAACUUUUUUCUUUUUUCUAUUUUACUUUCAAUUCUUUGUUUUAUUACUUCAAAGGUUAUUCUUCGUUGGUGGAAAAUAACACUUCGAAAUAUUGAUGGUUCAAUGUAUCCAGGUGAAAUAAAGGAUUCAUAUGAAGAUUUUUAUUAUGAUGAAGUUGCUCAACGUGAAAUAUGGCGCAUAUUUGGUCAAGAUACACUUGAUUAUUGUUUAAAUUUAGUUCAUGGUAAAUUUGAUUGGUUAACACGUCUUCCACCAAAUGUUCAAAUACAUAUUCUUUCAUUUGUAAAUCUUGAUGAUAUUCCACAAAUAUCAUUAGUAUCAAAAUCACUUCGUUCACUUUGUCGUAAUAAUGAUCUUUGGGAAAUAUUUUAUAUAAAUCAUUAUGGGCGACAUGCUUUACGAAAUAAAGAUUUAAUUCAUUUAGCUGAAAAACGUGGUUGGCGUCAUGUAUUUUUUACAAAUCGUUUGAAAUUACAAAUGCAAAUGCGUCGUGCAGCUCAACUUGAACGUCAUCAUCCAGAAGAUCCAUCGGAUUUUGUUAGAGCAAGAGAACGUCGUUCUCAAUUACAACCAAGUCCACCAGCAACACCAAGACAACAAGAACGUUUUGUUCAACCAUCCAUGCGGCGUCAUUCAUUUGCAACACGUAAAGAACCACCAUCAUAUUCACCUCGUGCAUCCCCAUUACCUGAUCAAGAGGAAUCUCCUCGUACAGCUCGAUCAUAUCUUGGCGAAGUGAAUGAAUCACCAAGAAUACGACGACCACCAUCACCUUCUUCAUCAGUACGAUCCAACGCAGGUAGUGUAGCUUCGACAGCAUCGGCUCAACCACCUGUAAAAUCAUCGCAUGGAUCAUCCACUCGUCAUUGA
Molecule: messenger RNA, 1119 nt
Organism: Rotaria sp. Silwood2
Lineage: Eukaryota; Metazoa; Rotifera; Eurotatoria; Philodinida; Philodinidae
Source: the annotation of a GenBank genome assembly